AUGUCGUUCGGAAAGAUUUACACCUACCCUAAGGCCCCGCGCUCGACUAUGGUCUUGUACAUCGCGGAGCUACUAAAACUCGACGUUGAGAUUGUCACCGCUCUACCUAUCAAGAUCUACACAGACCGUGGUGGUGUUGGCGAAGAGUAUCUGUCCAAAUUCCAUCCUGGAAAAGUGCCCGCGCUGGAGACUGCGGAUGGAUUCUGUGUAUAUGAAAACAUAGCUGUGUCAUGGUUUUUGGCUAAGCAGGACCCGAAGACUACCCUGCUCGGCUCCGGCCUUCGGGAAGAGACGACCUGUCUGCGAUGGGCAUCCUUUACCGAUUACGAGCUACUGCCGCCUAUUAUGGCUUGGAUUAACCCAAUCAUUGGCCGGGCUCCUUCGAGUCCCGAGAUCCUGGCUCAGUUAGAAGAAAAUUGCGAGCUUACAGUUCGAGCUGUGGAGAAGGAAAUUUCAGGAAAGACGUUUCUCGUCGGCGACACCCUGACUAUUGCAGACCUGUUUGUCAUCUCUGGCCUAGCAAGAGGCUACCAAUUUGUUUUCACGAAGGCAUGGGCAGCGAAGCAUCCUAUCGUGCACGAGUAUUACAUGAGAUUGAGGUCCGAUCCCAUUUUUACCAAGAUUCUUGGAGAAAAUGUGAUCCGCGAUGAGGCUGGUGGAACGUAUCCCGAUUAUGAUGGUUUGUAG
Messenger RNA from Ilyonectria robusta, 687 nucleotides. Its product is annotated as elongation factor EF-1 gamma subunit. Bases 1 to 687 code for a protein of 228 amino acids. Lineage: Eukaryota; Fungi; Ascomycota; Sordariomycetes; Hypocreales; Nectriaceae. The transcript has 3 exons. Gene Ontology annotation, biological process: translational elongation. Gene Ontology annotation, cellular component: cytoplasm; nucleus. The record is from RefSeq and is a predicted model, not a curated record.